This is a messenger RNA of Aspergillus calidoustus, 3678 nucleotides long. The record is from the annotation of a GenBank genome assembly. NCBI's taxonomy places the organism in Eukaryota, Fungi, Ascomycota, Eurotiomycetes, Eurotiales, Aspergillaceae.
AUGUUCCAGUCUUUCACAGGCAGCUCCCGCCGCCCUCGCCAGGUCAACCUUUCAGGCCGCAACAAUAACCCUUUCGCCGCGUAUCCCUCCGGUCGACAAAAUCCGCAUGGCUCCGGUGCCCAGAAUGCCCUUGCUAUUGCACAGCAGGAGCGUUUGGCGAGACAACAAGAACGAGACCGGUUAGGCGCGAGUCGGACGAUACAGCGGACAUGGAGGGGCUAUCAGAGCAGGAAGAUAACGCGUGGGAUAUGGCGGGCGGAAUGGGAUUCAAUGGAAAGCCGGCGGACACAUUCCCUGCCUGAAUUUGAGAGUCUUGCUCAGCAACAGGCGGGUAUCUUGCAGCCUGCUGCUCCGUUUGAAACGGCCGCAGCGUGCCUGUCUCAGCUACGCCUCUUGGUGCAGUUUAUUGAGCCAUGGAACUCCGGGGAUGUUGUGCGCUUGGUAUACUUCUCGGAUGCCUUCCAUAAAACAUUACACGAGGUGCCUACCUUGGCGACGGAAGGAGAAUGGACGAUGUUGCUGCAGCGGCUGGCGAAUCUUGCCUUACGUGUCUUACACUCGGCGACUUCUCCUACCGUGCCGGCAUUUGCUGUUGGCUAUCUUCUUCGGCUAUUGGUGUUCCUCGCGGGCCUUAUCCCAAGACAAAUGGCUCGCCUUUCCCGUGAAUACUAUGCUACUAUGGCGACUCUCACGAGGAAUAUUGAUUCAAUAUCGGAGCGCUCUUCAUUGUCUAAACCUGAUUUGGUUCAGUGUGUACUCGCUUUACUUCUGCCCAUCACUUCUGAGACCCUCACUGCCUACGAGUGGUUCGCUCGGAGCUACCUUACCCUGCCUGAUCUCUUGGAGACUCUAGGAUCUCUUGAUUUGUUGGCGAACAGCAUCAAUUACAAGUUAUUAACGUCUGCUCUUGCGCCAUUGUACGCAAAACUUGGUGACCACAUACAAGGCUUGGAGGAUGUCGAUUCGCGGCUUUGGCUACUUGCUUAUUUCAUAUUUUUCCACCGUUAUGCCUUGGGCGCUCACGCGGCGCAACGCUCUCCAGACCUCGAUUUUGUCAAGGUGGUUUCGGGAUUGCUCAACUCAACGGCGGUCCAGAUUUACCGACGGGUAGAGUCUGAAGAGUCGGCUGAUCUGGACGAUGAUCAGAGGAAAUCCCCCUUGCAUCCGUUCGUCAAAGACCAAUUGUUCAGUUUGCUCAAUCAGAGUAGUAUCACGGGCCUUCUCUCACAGCUUCAGCCUGCCCAGACAUCGCAAGGUAAAUUCGCGGACUCCGGCUUCGAUGCUUCCAAUCAAGCAAAGGUACUUGCAGGCUAUGCCUUGACACUUCUCAGGGUCUUUCCUCGACGGGGCGAUGAUAUCCGUAUGUGGCUGUACCUGGGUUCUGCUACCUUAUCUGAGCAACCGGGAGAACUGGGAUCGAGGAUUCCGGCAAUCAAAUAUUUCUGGCAUGCAUCUCGCUCCAGCAAGGUGUUUUCUGCGAUUAGCCGAGACUCGACGAAGGUCUUGUCUUUGUUGAAGCCAAUCAAUGAAUCCAACUCUGGCCCAGUUGGCUUAUCCCAGACGGAUCGAGACCAAGAAUGGACGAUCAUUCUCCUCUUCCUCGAGCUGUAUACUUUUGUUCUCAAAGUCAUGGACGAUGAUGAAUUCUUUUCUAGUGGCUCAUCCUUUACCACCUCAUCAAACGGGCGAAUGUCGUGGACUAGAGAAAGCGCACUGCCUCUUAGCGACAUCAAAGAUAUGACAGUCUUUUUGAAGAAUCUUGCGUUCACUCUAUACUGGAAUUCCGCAGAUCUGAGCGAAAACGAGACUGUCCAGGACAGCGGUGGAAUUCGAAGUUAUUUCAACUCGACAACUCCGCAUUUGGAGUCCAUAACAAGUGUGAGAGACAUUGAGAACAAAAACAAGGAGAAAGGACUGCCUGGUGUGACAGGAAUUCCACUUGACUACUUCAAGGGCCUUGUUACCGGGCUUCUGAGAAUGGUCCACGAGCGUGACUCGCGGCGCAAGUUCCUUCCAGAUGGCCAUUGGUUGAUGACUAGUCGAUUUGACAUGGAAGGAUUCAUUCCUGCUGUCGUUGCCGAAGAGGAGAGCAGGCAUCAGCUUCAGGACGAGGACGAAGAGGGCGUGGACGACCUAAUGAGCGACGAAUCUUACGAACCUACAGGCCUGGUUGGAGCUGGGCGUGCGCAACGGACGCUGCAAAUCGAAGCACUUAGACGACGCCAGCAACAGGCUCAACGCCGAAAACAGUUGGAGGCUGUGGCACCGAGACUCGAGAUUCUAAGGAACAUGCCAUUCUUCAUCCCGUUUCCCACUCGGGUACAGAUCUUCCGCGAGUUUAUCUAUCGUGACCAGCUGCGCAGACGGCACGGAUAUAUUGACCCAGAUUCAUGGCGAAUGUCGGUGGCACAGGCGUCCAUGGGCCGGAUGAUUGACGGACGUUCAAAUGCGAUGCAAGACAUUCUAAGCCGACAUCACGCCAACAUUCGCCGGGAAAGUAUCUUCGAGGAUGCAUUUGACCAGUUCUACGAGCUCGGCGAAGCCCUGAAGGAGCCUAUCCAGAUUACUUUCAUCGAUAAGUUUAACAACGCGGAAGCGGGAAUUGACGGUGGCGGUGUUACCAAGGAAUUCCUCACCAGUGUCACCAACGAAGCUUUCAAAUCCACGGUCGGCCUCCGCUUGUUCGAGGAGAAUGACCAACAUCUGCUAUAUCCUAGUCCAGUCUCAGUAGAACAGCGAAAGGAAUAUCUAAGACAACAAGGGCACAGGGAAAACACACCCGAAUGGAACGAACAGGUCCGAGAUCUACUAAAACGAUACGAGUUCUUGGGCCGAGUGAUUGGAAAGUGCUUAUACGAGGGGAUUCUGGUCGACGUCGGGUUUGCACCGUUCUUCCUCCUGAAAUGGGCGUUGACGGGAGGCAUGAGCUCUGCGCAACGGGAGUCAGCAUACCGAGCUAAUCUUAAUGAUCUCAAGGAUCUGGAUUCAGGGCUUUAUCAAGGCUUGCUGCAAUUGAAGAAUUAUCCCGACGACGUGGAAGACUUUGCGCUGAAUUUCACCGUCACCGACACGAUCCCACUACCAGACGGCAGAAGCCGGACAGUCACCAGGGAUCUGAAGAGCAAUGGCUCCGAUACGGCGGUCACAAACCAGAAUCGUCUAGUCUAUAUUUCCUAUAUCGCUCGCUAUCGCCUGCAGGUACAGCCCGCUUUGCAGACCAACGCAUUCCUGCAAGGCUUGGGACAAAUCAUCCAACCGUCCUGGCUGUCGAUGUUCAACCAAGCUGAGAUGCAGACCUUGGUCAGUGGUGAGUCAGGUGACAUUGAUGUGGCGGAUCUAAGGCGAAACACAUUGUACGGCGGAGUGUACACAAUCGGUGACGACAAAGAAGAGCACCCGACCAUCCAAUUAUUCUGGCAGGUGCUGGAAGAGAUGACAAACGAAGAGCGCCGCAAGGUACUUCGAUUUGUGACCUCGACACCACGAGCCCCGCUACUCGGUUUCAGCCAUCUCAAUCCACGAUUCAGCAUCCGUGACUCGAGUGACGACCAGACGCGGCUUCCAAGUACAAGCACUUGUGUCAACCUACUCAAGCUUCCACGGUACGAGAGUGCGCGCGUGUUGCGGGAGAAGCUGUUGUAUGCAGUCAGUUCGGGAGCCGGGUUUGACCUUAGCUAG